Cryptotermes secundus is the source of this 1223-nucleotide messenger RNA. RefSeq names its product eukaryotic translation initiation factor 3 subunit I (gene eIF3i). The record is from RefSeq and is a predicted model, not a curated record. Bases 106 to 1089 code for a protein of 327 amino acids. The transcript has 6 exons. Gene Ontology annotation, biological process: cytoplasmic translational initiation. NCBI's taxonomy places the organism in Eukaryota, Metazoa, Arthropoda, Insecta, Blattodea, Kalotermitidae. Gene Ontology annotation, molecular function: RNA binding; protein binding; translation initiation factor activity. Gene Ontology annotation, cellular component: cytoplasm; eukaryotic translation initiation factor 3 complex, eIF3m.
GAACGUGGUGUUAACGGUGUUAACCGUGUUAACGUUGGAAGAGGUUUGAGUGUUAGGUGUAGUAGCUUGUGCAAGUAAACGAAAGCAAGAGAAUUCCCGUUUAAGAUGAAGCCGCUUAUACUGCAUGGACAUGAGCGUUCUAUUACGCAGAUAAAAUACAAUAGAGAAGGAGAUCUUUUGUUUUCAUCAUCAAAGGAUCAGUAUCCAAAUGUAUGGUACUCAUUAAAUGGAGAACGCCUUGGAACCUUCGAUGGUCAUCAGGGUGCCGUGUGGGCCAUUGAUGUCAACUGGGAUACAACUCGAUUUAUGUCGGGAGCAGCUGAUCAGUCUUUGCGUAUCUGGGAUUGUGCAACAGGAUUUCAGAUUGGGAAGAUUGAGAACAGUUCGUCUGUUCGAUCAUGUAACUUCAGCUAUAGUGCUAACAUGGCUGCAUAUUCGACAGACACACAUUUGGGUAAACAUUGUGAGAUUUUGAUCAUUGAUGUGAGGAAUGCAGAUGAUUCUAUAGAAAAGGUACAGCCAAUUCUUCGUAUUCCCAUCACUGGGCCAAAAGUAACCUCAAUGUUAUGGGGAACAUUGGACAAGACCAUUAUCACAGGCCAUGAGAAUGGAGAGCUAACUCAGUGGGACUUACGUAUUGGGAAGACCGAACGUAGCAAUAUCGACCACGUUGGGUCUAUAAAUGACAUGCAGAUGAGUAAAGAUGGUACAAUGUUUAUCACUGCAUCAAAAGACAAAACAGCAAAACUGUUUGAUAUGGAUUCGCUAGAGUGUCUGAAAACCUACCAGACGGAGCGACCUGUGAAUAGUGCUGCAAUCUCACCUCUCUUUGAUCAUGUUGUGCUUGGUGGUGGUCAAGAUGCAAUGGAUGUCACCACAACGUCAACACGCAUUGGAAAGUUUGACUCCCGGUUUUUCCAUUUAGUAUUUGAGGAAGAAUUUGGCCGUGUAAAAGGCCACUUUGGACCUAUUAAUAGUGUUGCAUUCCAUCCAGAUGGGAAGAGCUAUAGUAGUGGAGGUGAAGACGGUUACGUCCGUAUACAUAAUUUUGAUCCAGCUUACUUUGAAUUUAAUUUUGAUUGUCAGUGAAGUGGUGAUUAAAUAAAUAUAAAUAACUGUAUUAGAAUUAUUUUUGUUAUAUUGUACUGUGUGUCAUGUUGGAGUUCAUGAUUAUGUUUAUACUAUGGUUAUGUGAAAAUAAAAACAUUAAAAAGCAGAUUCAA